Molecule: messenger RNA, 819 nt
Organism: Naegleria lovaniensis
Lineage: Eukaryota; Heterolobosea; Eutetramitea; Acrasida; Naegleriidae
Exons: 3
Coding region: 1-819 (272 amino acids)
Cellular component (GO): lysosome
Molecular function (GO): cysteine-type endopeptidase activity
Source: RefSeq, a predicted model, not a curated record
AUGACCCUUGGUCAAAUACAACGACGAUACGCAAAAAGUAAUCUCGAACUUGUCGAAAGACGAGAAUUCUCUCAACAACAUGCAUCCAUGAUACACAAAAGUCAAGAUUCUUCUUCGUAUCAAAAUCUUCCAUCCUCGUACUCUCUCCUUUCAGAUCCUUUGUAUGUCAAUUGCUCUCAACUGCAUUCGAUUCGACAUGAUUUGGAUUGCGGCUGUUGGGCUUUUGCCAUUGCAGAAGCUGUUGGCGAUCGAUUCUGUGUGGUCACUCAAGCUCGAAUCAAUCAUGUCAUGUCUCCUCAAUGGUUAAUUUCAUGUGAUAAGAAUGAUGGUGGAUGUGAGAAUGGUGCUUUCGAUACGGGCUUACAGUUUGUGGAACAAGUAGGAUUAGUGACAGAAUCAUGUGUACCAUUUCAAGCAAAUGAUAACAUGGCUUGUCCUUCGUAUUGUACUUCCAAUGGACAACUCAUUUCAUCAACAUUUAAAACCACAAAUUCUCGACUCUUCAACGUGACCGAUAUGGAAUCAGUUCAAACAAGUAUUCUGAAAAGUGGUAGUAUCAUUGCUGGAAUGAAAGUCUAUAGAGAUUUCUUGAAUUAUAAAAGUGGAGUGUAUCAUCAUGUGGCAGGUCCGUGGUUAUUUAAUGUCGGUGUGAAAAUUGUUGGAUGGGGAGUUCAGCCAGGAACUGGUGUGCCUUAUUGGAUUGCUGCAAAUUCAUGGAGUUCGGAUUGGGGAAUGAAUGGAUACUUUUUCAUUGCUCGAAAUCAAAACGAGUGUGAAUUGGAAAUGAAUAUGUGGGAAACGACACCUCUUCUUAAUUGA